AUGUCAGAAGCAUUCUUCAUUAAACAUAGAGCCGGGCUUGGGUUCGUGCUGAUCGAUGAGGAAGCUCCGGUUCUGUUUGGUGCUACCGGUAUUCGUGACAUAGCUUCUCCUCUUCAUGCAGAAGCUGAAGGAUUGAUGUGGGCUAUGCAGGAACUGCUGAAAACAGGACACAGAGAGGUGAGGUUCGAGUCUGACUGCGAACAACUGAUCAAGCUGCUAGAGAAGGAAGAGGACUGGCCUGCAAUGGCACCGGAGUUAGAUGAAAUAAAAGCCCUAUCAUCAGAUUUUACAGAAUUCUCUAUAUCUCAUAUUCCAAGAUCGAUGAAUGUCCGUGCCGACACCCUCGCUAAAGGUGGAAGAUCACGCGUAUUUGGAUCUCCUUUUGUCAACUGCUUUGCACCGAAUUGGCUAGUUCAAACUGGCCAAGGGGCUGCUAGGUAG
Brassica napus (rape) is the source of this 441-nucleotide messenger RNA. RefSeq lists its product as uncharacterized. The transcript has 2 exons. Gene Ontology annotation, molecular function: RNA-DNA hybrid ribonuclease activity; nucleic acid binding. The record is from RefSeq and is a predicted model, not a curated record. Lineage: Eukaryota; Viridiplantae; Streptophyta; Magnoliopsida; Brassicales; Brassicaceae. The coding region runs from base 1 to 441 and encodes 146 amino acids.